AUGCAAGCGGUGGUACUAUAUGUGGUGGGUGAUUCUCCAUCCAUCGGUGCAAUUGAGCGAUUCAUUAGUACUCAGUGGAACUUUGCAUCAAAGCCAAGGGUGCACUAUCACACAGAUGAUUACUUUGUAGUCAAGUUCAACAGCUUGGAGGACAAGAAUGAGGUAUUGUACUCCGGACCUCACACUAUGAAUAAUAGGCCUGUGAUAAUCAAACCAUGGGCAGCCGAUUUUAAUUUCUGUGAUGAAGUGUUGAGAACCAUUCCAAUUUGGUUUAAAUUCCCGAACCUGCCCUUGAAUUGUUGGAGUAUGGACUCGUUGAGCAGGAUAAGUAGUGGAUUGGGAAAUCCUAUCUAUGCAAAUGCUUGUACAACUACCAUGGAUAGAAUAUCCUUUGCUCGAGUCCUGAUUGAGGUGGACAUAACUCAGCCAUUACCAAAGAAGAUUAAUGUCAAGUGGAGGCACUAG
Molecule: messenger RNA, 465 nt
Organism: Lycium barbarum (goji berry)
Lineage: Eukaryota; Viridiplantae; Streptophyta; Magnoliopsida; Solanales; Solanaceae
Exons: 1
Coding region: 1-465 (154 amino acids)
Source: RefSeq, a predicted model, not a curated record